Penicillium canescens is the source of this 504-nucleotide messenger RNA. RefSeq lists its product as uncharacterized. NCBI's taxonomy places the organism in Eukaryota, Fungi, Ascomycota, Eurotiomycetes, Eurotiales, Aspergillaceae. The transcript is spliced from 3 exons. The coding region runs from base 1 to 504 and encodes 167 amino acids. The record is from RefSeq and is a predicted model, not a curated record.
AUGGCCGCGGAAGAUGGAGCAUCGCCAUCGCAUGGCGCAGAAUCGUCGUCAACAGCCGCACAGUACGCCUCACCCCAACAGCUGGAGUCGGUGGAGAAUAUUACGGAACUGGAAGACUUUCGUACCAUAUCUGCCUUGCCAGAUAUUGCAGAAAUCAAGGCAUAUCAUACGACCAGGAUACAGGCGACGAAUAAUUCUCAGCAGGAUCCUUUAUCAAAACUACUAGAAAGCCAUUUUUUCCGCUUACGCAAUAGACUGAUUCUUGCCAUUCGUUUUGAGGCUCCAAAGGAACUGAUUUUUGCUCCCCUGUCUGAGGUUGAGAGUGAACAUGGAAACGAAGUCGACGAUGAGAAUCACAACGGAAAGGAAGAUACUGCCCAUGAUGAACAAUCGGAUAGCGAGGAGCCUGAUUCGGAGGACGAGGCCGACGACCCGGACAACUGCCUUUGCCUCGUGGCAUCCAAGAAUCAGCAAGACGAUGUAAAACGGGAAUGGGGCGGGUAA